Acanthosepion pharaonis is the source of this 1377-nucleotide messenger RNA. The record is from the annotation of a GenBank genome assembly. NCBI's taxonomy places the organism in Eukaryota, Metazoa, Mollusca, Cephalopoda, Sepiida, Sepiidae.
AUGAUUCCCUCUUAUUUUCUUACCAUAUUCCUUCCUUACUACUCAGCUGUCUUUUUCUUACGCUUCAUUAUGAUUCCUCAUUUUUAUUUUCUUACCAGUUUUUCCAUGUUUUUCUUCCAGCUUCAUCUGUCUUUUCUUACGCUUCAUUAUGAUUCCCUCUUAUUUUCUUACCAUGUUUCUUCCUUACUACUCAGUUGUCAUUUUCUUACUAUGUUUCUUUAUGAUUCCUUCAUGAUAUUUUCUUACUAUGUUUCUUCCUUACUACUCAGCUGUCUUUUCUUACCAUGUUUCUUCCUUACCUUCAUUAUGAUUCCCUCUUAUUUUCUUACCAUCUGUCUUUUUCUUACCUUUUCUUUCAUUAUGAUUUCCCUCUUAUUUUCUUACCAUAUUUCUUCCUUACUCCUCAGCUGUCAUUUUUUUUUUUCUUGCCCUUUCAUUCUUAUUUUCUUACUAUAUUUUUCCCUUACUUACUCAGCUGUCUUUUCUCAUCCUUCAUUUUUUUUCUUAUUUUUUUCUUACCAUGUUUCUUCCUUACUACUCAGCUGUCUUUUUCUUACCCUUCAUUAUGAUUCCCUCUUAUUUCCUUACUACUCAGCUGUCUUUUUCUCAUCCUUCAUUUUGUUUCCCUCUUAUUUUCUUACCAUGUUUCUUCCUUACUACUCAGCUGUUAUUUUUUCUUACCUUUCUGUCUUUUUUCUCAUCCUUCAUUUUGAUUCCUCUUUUUUUCUUUUAUGUUUUCUUCCUUACUACUCAGCUGUCUUUUUCUUACCCUUCAUUAUGAUUCCUACUCAGCUUAUUUUCUUACCUUUAUUCUUCCUUACUACUCAGCUGUUUUUUUUUCUUCACCCUUCAUUAUUUUCUUCCUUACUACUCAUUUUCUUUUUCUUAUUUUCUUCCUUACUACUAGCUGUCUUUUUCUUUCUUACUUUAUUUCCUCUUAUUUUUCUUACUAUGUUUUUCUUCCUUCAUUAUGAUUCCCUCUUAUUUUCUUACUAUGUUUCUUCCUUACUACUCAGCUGUCUUUUUCUUACCCUUCAUUAUGAUUCCCUCUUACUUUCUUACCAUGUUUCUUCCUUACUGCUCAGUUGUCAUUUUCUUACUAUGUUUCUUCCUUACUACUCAGCUGUCUUUUUCUUACCCUUCAUUAUGAUUCCCUCUUAUUUUCUUACCAUGUUUCUUCCUUACAACUCAGCUCUCAUUUCCUCCUUCACCAUGAUUCUAUAUUUUAUUUUAUCGUUUUUCUUCCAUCUUACUCAGUUUUCUUUUACUUCUUCUUCCCCAAGUGUCUAUCUUAUUGUUUAUUCUCUUGAUUCCCUCCUCUUCAGUUAUCUAUCUAUCUAUCUAUCUAUCUAUCUAUCUAUCUAUCUAUCUAUAUGA